AUGGCUAAUGUACAUAUAUUACAAGACAUCAACUCAAAAGGAUAUCGGCUUGGAAGUACUAGGGAAGUGGAACUUGAAGAAGCUUUACGUGAUAGUUGUAUAACCAAUUCUGAACUUAAUAAGAAUUUUAAAAACUACCAGAAAGCAUAUUCAGAGUUUAAUAAGAUCAAGCAAUUGAGUUCAGAGAUAGAUACUUUAACAUUUCAAAAUAACCAAUUACAGAUUUCCAAUGCUGAAUAUGAAGUCAAAAAUAUCAUUCAUUUGAAAAAAAUAAAAUCAUAUCAGGUUAUGAUUAAAAUAUUAAAGAGUAAGUUAGCAUUAGCUCAAAAAGAUGCAUUUUCGAUUCAGGAAAACUUAUCAAAAACAGAAUCUGAGAAUCUAUUCAUUAAAUUUAAAAUGGGUGAGUUUAAACAAAUAGAAGUUGAAUUGGAAUGUGUGAGAAGCAAACUUGAUCACCUGAAAUCAGAGACUAUAUCAAAAUCUGUAGACUCUUUGGCUUGCUCUGCAAUAAUUGGUGAAACUGACAAAAAAAAUGUAAUCAUGCCUGACUCACAGACGGUUAGCUCUACACCCGAGUUUUUAGCCGAAGGCUGGCUCACGUCAAAGAUCGAUAUAUCCCUAGAUGAUAUACAUAUAAGUUUUGAUAUGCCAUUAAGUAUACCCAAGAGUGUGACUUCAUAUCUUGCACAAUAG
Messenger RNA from Ambispora gerdemannii, 693 nucleotides. The record is from the annotation of a GenBank genome assembly. Lineage: Eukaryota; Fungi; Glomeromycota; Glomeromycetes; Archaeosporales; Ambisporaceae.